This is a messenger RNA of Sclerotinia sclerotiorum 1980 UF-70, 1320 nucleotides long. RefSeq lists its product as hypothetical. Gene Ontology annotation, molecular function: prephenate dehydrogenase (NAD+) activity; NAD+ binding; NADP binding. Gene Ontology annotation, biological process: L-tyrosine biosynthetic process. Bases 1 to 1320 code for a protein of 439 amino acids. NCBI's taxonomy places the organism in Eukaryota, Fungi, Ascomycota, Leotiomycetes, Helotiales, Sclerotiniaceae. The record is from RefSeq and is a predicted model, not a curated record. The transcript is spliced from 5 exons.
AUGGCUACUUCAGCCAAGUCAGACCUUGAGGGGAAAAUGGAUAAUUUUGUCAUCGGUAUCAUUGGUAUGGGUGACAUGGGCAAGAUGUAUGCCCGCAGGCUCAGCGAUGCUGGAUGGAGAGUGAAUGCCUGCGAUAGGGAGGAGAAAUAUGAAGCCUUGUGUGAAGAGUUUGCAGAUAGAAAACAAAUUACAAUUCUUCCCAAUGGCCAUCUCGUUUCCAGAGCAAGUGAUUACACUAUUUACAAUGUCGAAGCCGCCGCGAUCGGCAAGGUUGUAGCUGAAUAUGGUCCCUCCACCAAGCAAGGUGCGAUAGUAGGAGGACAAACCUCAUGCAAAGCUCCUGAGAUAGCAGCAUUUGAGAAAUAUCUACCUCCUGAUGUUGAAAUCGUAUCUUGCCAUUCCCUCCACGGUCCCAAUGUUGAUCCUCGAGGUCAACCUCUUGUCUUGAUCAAACAUCGUGCUUCUCAAGAAAGUUUCGAAAAAGUCGAGCAUGUACUCUCCUGCCUCGGCUCCAAACAGCAUGUCCUCUCAGCAUCUCAGCACGACCGUAUCACAGCAGAUACCCAAGCCGUCACCCAUGCAGCCUUCCUAUCCAUGGGUAAAGCCUGGCACGCCAACCUUCAAUUUCCCUGGGAGAUAGCCCGUUACGUUGGAGGUAUCGAAAACGUCAAAAUCAAUCUGACUCUUCGUAUUUAUUCUCAAAAAUGGCAUGUCUACGCCGGUCUCGCCAUCCUGAACCCUUAUGCCAAAGAACAGAUUAGAGAGUAUGCACAAAGCGUGACAGAUCUAUAUAAGUUGAUGCUGGGAGGGCACCGAAGAGAGCUAGAAGAGCGAAUCAAGAGUGCAGGACGAUUUGUCUUUGCUGGGCGCAAAAAGUCCGAUGAAUUACUCUUGCGAGAUGAAGUGCUUGAUCGUUUUUCCUUGGGCAAGAAACCCGAGAAACCUACUCCAAAUAAUCACCUCUCUCUACUUGCCAUUGUGGACUGUUGGGCCCGUCUUAAUAUUAUUCCCUACGAUCAUAUGAUCUGUAGCACGCCUCUCUUUCGUCUUUGGCUCGGUGUCUCGGAAUAUCUGUUUCGAAAUGAGAAAUUGUUAGAUGAGGUUAUCAAUACAGCUAUUGAAGACAACACAUUCCGUUCUGAUGAUUUAGAGUUUACGUUUGCGGCUAGAGGAUGGAGCGAGUGUGUAGAGUUUGGAGAUUUUGAGAGUUGGAAGGAUAGGUUUGAAAAAACGCAAAUGUUCUUCGCUCCAAGAUUCCCGGAGGCAACGAGAGUAGGUAAUGAGAUGAUGAAGACAAUUUUGGCAAAUAUCAAGGAUUAG